Messenger RNA from Amoebophrya sp. A120, 513 nucleotides. The record is from the annotation of a GenBank genome assembly. Lineage: Eukaryota; Dinophyceae; Syndiniales; Amoebophryaceae.
CUCGAAUUCUUCCUCUUAUGCAAAGAAAAAACUGUUUCACUGUAAACUUGUGAUGCAUAGAAUGGAACGCAAGCGCGUUUGUGUUGCUACACAUACAAGACAUUGGCUUUUUCAACACGUUUUCCAUUGGGAAGUACGCAUGGCACGUUUUCUUUGCCAUGUGCAACGACUUUGUCAUGCGACUUUGUCAUGCAAAGCUUGCAAAAUCCUUAGCUUACAGUGAAGCACUUUUUUCUCACGAUACCUCUCUCAGCGAAAUCAAUCGGAACUGUGGAGGAGAAACAGGUGCUUCUUGUGCACUUGAGCAGGGCGCAUGUUCUGCGGGGGAGGAAAGUGAAAGGGAGGAACCAGCUGAGCAGGCGAACCAUGCGAGUAGAGCUAGAGACGAGGAGCUCGUUAAUAGACGGAGCGUGGAAGCUGGUCUGGUACUAGAAGCCGCGCAAGGCACUGCGCGAACUGCCUCCACUCAGCAGGGCGAUUGCGAAGGGAGCAGAGUACUCGCGGGGACGGAAG